Salvelinus namaycush (lake trout) is the source of this 1004-nucleotide messenger RNA. RefSeq names its product DNA-directed RNA polymerase II subunit RPB7. Gene Ontology annotation, molecular function: translation initiation factor binding; single-stranded RNA binding; single-stranded DNA binding. The record is from RefSeq and is a predicted model, not a curated record. Gene Ontology annotation, cellular component: P-body; RNA polymerase II, core complex. The transcript has 8 exons. Gene Ontology annotation, biological process: positive regulation of nuclear-transcribed mRNA poly(A) tail shortening; DNA-templated transcription; positive regulation of translational initiation. NCBI's taxonomy places the organism in Eukaryota, Metazoa, Chordata, Actinopteri, Salmoniformes, Salmonidae. Bases 148 to 666 code for a protein of 172 amino acids.
CUGCUCCGGAAGUAAAACUUUAUUUUCCAGAAGUCGAACAUAACCAGCUUCCUGUGAUUUGUUGCUGGAUUUAAUCAUUUAGAGACGAUUUAUUUCUUUAUGAUAAAUUAAACAGAAGACUACAAUCAAGGAAGAGUGAGCGGGAAAAUGUUUUAUCAUAUUUCCCUGGAGCAUGAGAUCCUGCUCCACCCUCGGUACUUUGGUCCCAAUCUCCUGAACACUGUGAAACAGAAGCUCUUCACAGAGGUGGAGGGAACAUGCACAGGAAAAUACGGGUUCGUCAUUGCAGUGACCACCAUUGAUAACAUUGGUGCAGGUGUCAUCCAACCAGGCAGGGGAUUCGUGCUUUACCCCGUCAAGUACAAGGCUAUUGUCUUCCGUCCAUUCAAAGGCGAGGUGGUAGAUGCCGUGGUUACCCAGGUCAACAAAGUUGGCCUUUUCACAGAGAUCGGCCCCAUGUCCUGUUUCAUCUCUCGUCAUUCCAUUCCCUCAGAGAUGGAGUUUGACCCCAACUCAAAUCCUCCCUGUUAUAAGACCACUGAUGAGGACAUUGUAAUCCAACAGGAUGAUGAGAUUCGGUUGAAAAUCGUGGGAACAAGAGUGGAUAAAAACGACAUUUUUGCCAUUGGAUCCCUCAUGGACGAUUACCUCGGUCUUGUUAGCUGAUGUCCCUGCAGUGCUAUGCUGGAUUAUCAACAUACGUCUCUUAUAUUUCAUGUAAAUGCCCUUACAAUACAGUAUUGUCAAUACAAAUAUUUUUCCAGGUUGAUCAUGUGGUAUUGCUGCACAUAGUCAAGUCCUGUACUUAAUGGGGAAGGAUCAAUGAUCCUUUGACACAGUAUGAAUACAUACUAUUGAAACCACAGAGCCUGGUGAUAAGCAGGUGGUUAUGUUGUCAUAUUAAACGCUACUGUAUCGUCUGAGUUACCCUUCCAGUUGCUGUUGUUGUAUUGUAUUUCGACAACUUGAGAACUGAAAUAAACGUUGUUUUUUGAUAAUGUGGA